AUGCCGACAGAUGUGCCCGAAGACAGGCUCAACAAUGAGGAGAAAGCGACCAACAAGUGUGACAGUAUGAUUCUGCCCAGCACCCCAACUGUUCGCAGAGGUAGCACUCCUCUGCCAAUAAAGCACCAGCUCAAGCGAGAAGAAGCCGUCCACGAUGACUGCGAUUGGACAUCGGGUGCAGCAGGACCUUCUGUUUCUCCAAUCAGCUUCAGCCCAGCCUUGGAUGACAGUCUGAUGGUGGCAUACGAGGGCAGACCUGACGGGCCGUUGAAAAUCGCCCUGCUGGGGCAGAACGGUGUGGGGAAGUCCUCUCUGGCCAUCGCCCUAGCAGGGGAAAUGGACAGGACUGCAUCUGUGGAUUCUGAUGGGGAGGGUUAUGUACGCACAGUCACUGUGGAUGACGAGGAAAGUACCAUCAUUAUCUAUGACAACUGGAGACAGGACCUGUCGGCUCUGCAGUGUGAGGUGUGUGUUCUGGUGUUUUCAGUGACUGACAGGCGUAGUUUCCACCGCACUGCACAGCUCCGACUUCUCCUGAGAGAGACCCAGCCCCAAACUCCUAUCAUCCUCGUUGGCAACAAGAGUGACCUAGUUCGCUCCCGUGAAGUCACCGCUCAAGAGGCCAUGUCCAGCGCUGCCCUCUUUAACUGUCUGUAUCUUGAGAUCUCUGCUUCUCUGGAUCAUCGCACCCCAGAGCUCCUUGAGUGUGCUGUGCGGUUAGCCAGGGGCCAACCUCCAUGGCCCCCGGGGAGCUGCGCAGAUGACAUGAGCGGAGGAGGCCAACGUGAAAGCAUCACUUCCCGUGCCAAACGCUUCCUGUCCAACCUGGUGCCCCGAUACCCUCGAGAGCGAGAAGUGGGCAAGUUCAUGAGGCAGAAGUCCCGCUCAUGCCAUGACCUGGGGGCGCUGUGA
Messenger RNA from Scomber japonicus (chub mackerel), 912 nucleotides. Its product is annotated as GTP-binding protein REM 2-like. Lineage: Eukaryota; Metazoa; Chordata; Actinopteri; Scombriformes; Scombridae. Gene Ontology annotation, cellular component: plasma membrane. The coding region runs from base 1 to 912 and encodes 303 amino acids. The record is from RefSeq and is a predicted model, not a curated record. The transcript is spliced from 5 exons. Gene Ontology annotation, molecular function: calcium channel regulator activity; GTPase activity; GTP binding.